This is a messenger RNA of Peromyscus californicus insignis, 957 nucleotides long. RefSeq names its product olfactory receptor 8K5-like. The transcript has a single exon. The record is from RefSeq and is a predicted model, not a curated record. NCBI's taxonomy places the organism in Eukaryota, Metazoa, Chordata, Mammalia, Rodentia, Cricetidae. Gene Ontology annotation, molecular function: odorant binding; G protein-coupled receptor activity; olfactory receptor activity. Gene Ontology annotation, biological process: G protein-coupled receptor signaling pathway; sensory perception of smell. Bases 16 to 957 code for a protein of 313 amino acids. Gene Ontology annotation, cellular component: membrane.
UUUCAGAAGGUUGAAAUGAGCCACAGGAACUCAACAGUGCCAGCUGAAUUCAUUCUGACACAAAUCACACACAGGCCUGAGCUGCAGCUUCCUCUUUUGGGGAUCUUCCUAGUCACCUAUGGAAUCGCCGUGAUAGGCAACCUGAGCAUGAUCAUUUUGACAGAGUUGGAUUCUCACCUUCACACACCUAUGUAUUAUUUUAUCAGACAUCUGGCUUUCAUUGAUCUCGGCAAUUGUACUGUCAUUUACCCAAAGAUGAUGGUGAAUUUUGUGGUGGAUCAAAAUGUCAUUUCUUACUAUGCUUGUGCCAUACAGAUGGCAUUCUACAUCACUUUCAUUAUCAGUGAACUUUUCAUCUUGUCUGCCAUGGCCUAUGAUCGCUAUGUGGCUAUCUGCAACCCUUUGCUCUACAGUGCGAUCAUGUCUCAGAGACGUUGCCAUGUGCUGGUGGUCAUUCCAUACCUCUACAGUAUCUUCCAGGCUGUGCUGAUAACUAGUAAGAUUUUUACAUUGACUUUCUGUGGCUCUAAUGUCAUCAGCCACUUCUACUGUGACAACGUCCCCAUGUUACUUUUACUGUGUUCAAAUCCACGGGAUAUAGAAUUAUUGAUCAUAUUAUUUUCAGCACUUAAUUUGAUCUCCUCUCUCUCUGUAGUCUUAGUAUCUUACUUUCUGAUUCUACUAGCCAUAUAUGGAAUGCAUUCUGCAGAGGGUAGGAAAAAGGCCUUCUCAACUUGUGGUUCUCAUCUGACAGUGGUGGUAGUAUUUUACGGGACUCUACUCUUCAUGUACUUACAGCCCAAAUCCACUCACUCAUUUGAAACUGAUAAAAUAGCAUCCGUGUUUUAUACUUUAGUGAUCCCCAUGCUUAAUCCCUUGAUCUACAGCUUUAGAAACAAAGAAGUGAAAAAUGCCUUUCUAAGAGUCUUUAAGGACCUAAGUAAACUUUGUACUUAA